AAACUGAGGCUUUGUGCUUUGGUUUUCCUACUCGCCAGCACCAACCGACCUGAGUUCCUAUAUAUACAUGUGCAUCAUCCCUUCUCUUGUCCUGAAACAUCAAUCAAACAUCUUAUUAUCCGUUCUGUCUUGUCCUGUCCAACGCUACUUGAACUUUCAGAUUGCAUAAGAGGAUGGAAUUGAAGUUCGUAGAACCCGUGGCCAAGAAUGGAAAGGAAUUGGCUCAAGUUAAUGAAGAGGAUGUUGCGUCGGAGUUUAAAAGAUGGGAAAACGCUGUGGUUGCUUAUUUUCUUGGCCAUGAUUCAACCUUCGGUCCAACUUCUUUCAACAAGUUUAUCAACAAUUUAAUCGACUCGGAGUGGAGAAAAUAUGGGAAUGUUAAGGUAUAUUCACAAGGGUCAGGAGUUUUUGUCUUGGAUUUUGAAUCUGCUCAUGGCAAGGAGUUGGCAUUGGGUGAGGGUCCAAGGUUUUAUGAUGGUAGUAAACCUUUUAUUUUAAAGCCAUGGAGUCGUGAUCUGAGUUUGGAAAUCAAAGAGUUGAAGUCAGCACCGAUUUGGAUUAAGUUACCGAAUCUGAGGUUGCAUCUGUGGUCUCCUGAGGCACUUGGUAAGAUUGCAAGUUUGGUGGGCAGACCUUUGUUUGCUGAUACAGUAACAGCAUCAAGAGAGACGUUAUGCUUUGCAAGAGUUUGUGUCGAAGUGGAUUUUGAUAAGAUGUUACCUGAUUCAAUCACCAUUGAGGAUGACAAGGGCUACAGCUAUGAUCAAAAGGUUGAGUAUGAAUGGCAGCCCACAUCUAGAUGCUCCUUUUGUCUGCACUUUGGGCAUUCUGAUUCUUGUCCAAGACGCAAAACGACUUUCCCAUGCCCGUUCUGUUUGGGACAGCACACGGUGCUGCAAAUACUUCGUCUACGACAGCAUUCGGUUCAACUCCUGCAAUGUUCGGUGAUGAAGCCCCGGUAUUUGGUGCAAACGUUUCGUCCACUCCAGCAUUUGGUUCAACUACUUUUUCAAAAUUUGGUUCCACUCUGCUUAGUACUACUGCUCCUGGUGCUACCAGUCCAGAGGAUGAUGCAAGCAACUACUGCUUCAAAAUUUGGUUCCACUCUGCUUAGUACUACUGCUCCUGGUGCUACCAGUCCAGAGGAUGAUGCAAGGACUUCUUAGUCUGCUCCAGCACAAAUUUCAAUUUACCAAUCUCCAAGCACAAUAAUUUGAUUUUGAAACCUAUUUAUUAUCUCAAAACAGUGUUCUGAAUUUCAUAAACUGAACCAAUCUUGGUCAUGAAUUGCGAUUAGUGUCUGUGUUUCUGUAACAAGACUAUAUUGUUCUUGAAAUUUGUAUGUCUUGAAUCCAACCCUUUAGCAACUCCUCGCCCACCAGUAGGCUGCAUUUGCAUGAUUUCAAGCAUCCAAGUGUCACCAAUUAA
Populus trichocarpa (black cottonwood) is the source of this 1428-nucleotide messenger RNA. RefSeq lists its product as uncharacterized. Bases 174 to 1166 code for a protein of 330 amino acids. The transcript is spliced from 2 exons. The record is from RefSeq and is a predicted model, not a curated record. Lineage: Eukaryota; Viridiplantae; Streptophyta; Magnoliopsida; Malpighiales; Salicaceae.